AUGUUCGGCCAUAUUAAGCAUAUUAAGGCGAAGUUUCAUAGGCACAAAGGCAAUAAAGAGCCUGUUGCACCGAACGACAAGCCUGUUGCAACAACCGGCACACUCAACACAAAGGACCAACCCCAAGCAGCUGCGCCUGCUAAGUCCAGCCCGGCAAUUUCCUCACACCACGUGCCAAAGAAGCCUGCAGAGAAGGCCCCUGAGGCAGAAAAGCAGCCAGAUGGCUCAAAGGAUCUAUGGGUAGAGGCGCUCAAUUCCCUGGACAAACCGAAGCAGGACAUAUUAAAGAAGAUGGGAUUCAAUACUUCAUCAGUCCAGUCAGGGUCUACAAAGUCCAGCAUUGACGACCUGAUUGGCGUGGUAAAAACGAAGCAGGAAGAGUGUGAGAAAAAUUUUUGGAAGGUGAAAGUUGGGAAUGAGAACAUCCUUCUACGCGAUUAUACGAGCAGUAUCGUCGAUUGGUUGGGCACAGCCGGUGAUAUUGCAGUUCAAUUUGCCCCUCCACAAGCUGCUAUUCCUUGGGCAGUUAUCAAAUCUGCUAUGCAAAUUCCUGUCAUCGAAGGCGAACAAAUGGCCGCUCUCCUUACGACUACCGAGAAGAUCGUCAGUGUUAUCAGCCGUGGUCAGGUUUACGAGAACGUCUACCUCAAGAACCAAACGGUCGCGGACGACCUAUCCAAAAAUCUUCAGUCUGCGUUGACCCGAAUCUAUUCGACCUCCCUAGAUCUCCUUGCCGACUCAGGAGGUCUGUUUUCUAAGAAAACAGCUUCCCGCACACUGCAUGCGAUUUUGAACCCCGGCAAGGCGUCUGGUGGAAUCUCGUCCAUUAACAGCCAAGAGGACGAUCUUAUGCGAGAUGUCUCGGCUUGUGAGGUCAGACGUAGUGCAAACGCGGAUGACAGUAUGAUUGAAAUGCUCAACGCAUUAAAUGCUCCAAUGAAACAAGUGGACGAGGGAAUCCAACAUCUACUUACGAAGAUGAAAGCAAAGGAGCGUAUUCAAAUGCUGGAAUGGAUAUCCGCCAUUCCAUUUGGCAAGAAUCACAACAACGUCAAGGGAAGACGUACCCCUGAUACGGGAAAAUGGCUCUUAGAGCAUGAUGAUUUCAGAAACUGGGAUCAGGGAGAAUCAUCUAUCUUCUGGCUUCAAGGGUCUCUCGGUACUGGAAAGACGUAUCUCACAUCGACCGUCAUCGACUUUGUACAUGAUCGUUUGAAAGAAAACCCCAGAGAUGAAGGAUUCGCUUUUUUUUAUUGUGACAAGAACGAACCGCAGCGAUCGGACCCUCUGUCGGCUCUUCAAAGUAUUGUUCGCCAGCUUUCAACUACGAUGAAAAACCCAGACGCAGUACAACACAAGCUGGAGGCACUUUAUAUCAAAUGUCGUGAAAAGACUACGAUUAUCAUUGACGCGAUGGACGAGUGUGACCCCGAAUCGCGUGAUAAGUUGAUCGAUGCACUGAAGCUAUUUGUCUCUAACUCGCCGACGAAGCAUAUCAAAAUCUUCAUCUCAAGUCGACCGGAUCCCGAAAUUCAGAAUCUUUUGGAGAAGACGCCUAAUGUUGGCAUUGACGCCAGUGACAACAAGGAGGACAUCAGAAAGUAUCUUUCCGAGGAACUAGAAAAGCGCGCUAGAAAGGAACCAUCUUUCGGACCCCUCAAGGAAAGGGUUAUUGAAACUCUGCUUGGGCGCUGCCAGGGAAUGUUCCAAUGGGCUGCGCUGCAGAUUCACCAAAUUCAGAGGUGUAAAAGCGAGGCUAGCGUGUGGAAACGACUUGAGAACCUCCCCGACGGUCUACAGAAAGCGUAUGAUGAGGUAUGGGGCCAGAUUGAAAACUUGGAGGAUUGUGAUAAACUGAUCGUCAGUCGCGCCAUCAUGUGGGUUAUGGCUGCAAAAACUCCUCUACUCUCUGGUCAACUCCUCUGUGCUGUACGUAUCAACGUGACGGGGGACGAACCUGCCCUGGCUGGCGAAAUUGAUGAACAGGGGCUGCUCUGGCUCUGUAAUAAUCUCCUUACACUUGACUCUCAACAGAAGGUGUGGCGCUUUGCUCACUUAUCUGUCCGCGAAUAUCUUGAAACCAAGAUGAAUUGGCACUUGCCGCAGGUCAACCUCCACGUUGCCAGUGCUUGUCUAUCAUUGUUUAUCAAUACAUACGACAAGGAGGAGGAGGGAAUCAAAUUGAUGGAGUGGGAGAAAGACCCAGAACCGACUGAUAUUUACUACCCUAUGCAUCAUCUUCAGCUCUACAUCAGACACUACUGGGCAAAGCACGUACAAGUGGCAUGUGAUGAGGAGGGCAAGUUGUCGAUGCUUCUGAAAAGAUUCCUCGGGUCUCCGGAAGAAAGCAGCAAGGAGUACCAGAAAUGGGUAUCGUUGAUCAGAAAGGAUGCUUUCGACAUAUUAAAGAUCACAGACUUCUCCGUGUGGGAAAUUGAUGCCGAUUACUCGUACCUUAUAGCGAGCGGUUUCACUACCGAAAAGGGCCUCGACACAAAUGACUUGAAUCAAGCCAGACGGCCCCUCGCUCCAGAUCAGUGGUGGAACCAUACACAUUGGAGCCGCGUAGAUAGGGCUUGGAUGGAAGAGGAGUACCAACGGGCACAAAAUCCAACUGUGAAUGAAUUCGACAGUGAGCUAUUACCAGCAAAUUCUGCUGUUUUUGCGAUGUGUCACUUCUCGUUCGGGACAAUCCUAGCCGACUGGUGGGAAAAAAUGGAGUUUGAUCCAUUUUGUGUGAAUGAAAGAGGACACAAUCUUCUCACGCUUGCUGCUCGGGUCGGAUGUACUGAAAUCUGCAGGGCGCUCGUCGAGAAGGGAACAGACAUCAACCUCCAGGUCGGAAGCUCACGUUGGGCAACGUAUGGUAGUGCUCUUAUUGCAGCUGCACACCGUGGUCAUACAGAUACGGUUCGGUACCUCGUGGAGAGCGGCGCCGAUGUGAAUAUGAAAGCGCAAAAUGGAGAAUAUGCCACCGCGCUCAUCGCUGCUCUUUCCAGUCAAAGCAUUGACAUCGCUCGAUACCUGGUUCAGAAUGCAAACGCAGACGUGAACAUCAGUCAGAUUCUUCCCGCGAAAGAAAGCACGAAAUGGGGUAUCGGCGAGCCCAUCGUACUUCUGACACCGGUCGGGCUGUCAGCAAAUGUCAAUGGCACCGACCUGCUGAAGAUGAUUGUCGAUGCUGGGGCCAAUGUCAAUAUUCAAGCACAAUCUGGGAACCCACUUUGUGUCGCUCUUGGUGCUGGUAAUGUCGAGGCUGUCAAGUACCUUAUCCAGGAAGCCAAAGCUGAUGUGAACCUGCCGAUCUCGAACGCAUCAUUUUGCACGAUUCUCGAGCAAGCCGUAUCUGUCAACAGAGACCUUGAUAUUGUCAAAUGGUUGGUGGAGGCAGGCGCGAACGUCAAUCCAUCCGAAUUUGGCACUCGUGGUCCUCCUCUUUUCACAGCUGCAGCUGCAGAAAGCAGCCCUCAAAGUAAACCUGAUCUUCUUUGCUACCUUAUUAAUGCAGGAGCGGACAUUGAAAGAGGUGAUGGCGAGAGAAGUCCUGUCAUUUUCGCAUGGGAUCACAGGAAAAUACAGGCUGUGGAAUGCCUGGUUGAAGCAGGAGCAAAAUUCGACGCCCAAGACGCCCUCGAAAGGGCUGUUGACAGUGAUUUCCUUGCUGGUGCCAGGUACCUAAUCAAUGAGACCCCUGACAGGAAGCAACUAGUUCUUAAUGGGACUGGUGGUGAUUUGCUUCAGGUAGCAGCAACACGUUCUCUCUCCCUCGUUGAGUUGCUGGUAAAAUCUGGCGCAAAUAUAAACGUCGAUUCGGAAGUCGGCGAUUAUGGUAGCCCUCUAAUAGCAGCAUCUGGGCCGAGAGGUGAUAUUGAGACAGUGGAAUGGCUGAUUGAAGCAGGUGCCAACGUGAACAUGUUGGUGCAGCAUGGAGACUAUGAAUGUCCUCUUGCCGCAGUGAUCAUGGGUUCGGGGAGACUUAAAGUUGUCAAGGCCCUAGUGAAUGCAGGCGCGGACGUAAAUCAAUCUCUACAGCGUGCUGAAUAUCCAACUCUUCUAGCUGCAGCCGCGGGUGAAGAGCAGAUUAACAUUUUGCGAUGCCUCUUGGAUGCCGGGGCUACUGUGGAUCCGUCUCUUGUGCAAGGAGAAUAUCGCGAGGCGCUAGAAGCGGCAAAAGAGCUGCACGACUCAGAUGACGGCUAUGUUGACUCGGAGAACGACAUCGGUUUCGGGCUUUUUAUGUAG
Molecule: messenger RNA, 4242 nt
Organism: Aspergillus affinis
Lineage: Eukaryota; Fungi; Ascomycota; Eurotiomycetes; Eurotiales; Aspergillaceae
Product: putative ferric reductase transmembrane component
Exons: 4
Coding region: 1-4242 (1413 amino acids)
Molecular function (GO): protein binding
Source: RefSeq, a predicted model, not a curated record